Messenger RNA from Cutaneotrichosporon oleaginosum, 1078 nucleotides. RefSeq lists its product as uncharacterized. Lineage: Eukaryota; Fungi; Basidiomycota; Tremellomycetes; Trichosporonales; Trichosporonaceae. The record is from RefSeq and is a predicted model, not a curated record.
CAACGCGUGAUCUGCAUCCACACAACGUCCAUCAUCUGCUUAUUAUAUCAUGGCCUUGGCCUCACAUCAGCAUACUCCCCACUCUCCUUCUCAUUGUUCUUCAUCACCACCCGCGCUCGCAAUCUCAACACAAAACUCCUCCGUCACCACUUACUACCUCUUCCACUCCCACCCCCACUACUCCGCCAUCACCGACCCACACGUCCCCCGCGCCCUCCAGCCCCACCACGCAAUGUGUGCGCCCACAUCCACUCCCCUCCCGAACCAACUCAAGCUCGCCGCAGUCCCCAUGCGCCGGAGCUACGCGAGCAUGGGCGUCGCCCGCCCCCCAUCAAUGGCCCGCACCUCCCCACCCCUCGCACCCUCGAUGGCGCGCGCCGCGCCGAUGAGCGCCGCGUCCAUGGUCCCAAUGGGCGGCUACGCAAUGCAGCGCUCGUCAUCGAGCUAUGGUGUCGAUGGCAACCCGUAUGCCGCCCGUGCCGCUCGAUCCGCCCCGGCGAGCAAGCGUGCGCCCCGCGCCGCGCUCGCGCCACUCCCCCUGUCUCCCCUUGCGCUCGCGCCGCUCGACAUCGACGCCAUCGAAGCCAUCGAUGCCAUCGAAGCGCUCGACGCCCUCGACACCCUCGAGACCCGCGAGCCACGCCCCGCAAACCUCGCGCAGCGCACCCGAGUACCGCGUCUCCACCGCGCCCGCGACGCACCGCCCCGUGCAUGCCGCGUCGGCUCGUCCGACUACAGAGCGCUCGGGUAGCCUGCUGAAGCUUCAAGCUUUGCUUGGAGGCAGUGCGGCGAGCAGUUGAUGAUCGUCGCAAGGAGCUCCGCUGGCCGUGCCGAGCAGAGACCGAACCGAGCAUGCCUCUGGACGCGGCUGCAGGCUGUAGACGCACCGCAUACCGCGUUGCUGCUGGAUCGGCACCCCGAGCUGGCCUCGACCCCACCCGCAGAAUCAUCUCCGCGUGCUUGAUUGUACCCACACCCCACAUGAUCCGUGAUCAUAGUACGCACGUCCCACCCACUGUUUCGAGCCGGCACACACGCCAUACCCUGUAUCCUUAGCUCUCUAGCAUGAAUGACCACU